AGUAGUGACAGUUGUUUAUAUACGGAAAAUGGUUGUCGAUAAAAGUCCUAUUUCUGGCAAUGCUCUGGAGCAAUUUGUGUUGCUAAGUAAGUCAGCAAAGGGUGCAGCAUGCGUUGAAUUAAUUAAACAAGCUUUGGAGGCCCCAGGGGUUUAUGUUUUUGGGGAAUUGUUGGAUAUGCCAAACAUUACAGAGCUUGAAAAUGGGCCUUUUAAAAAUGCUUUUAAUGCUUUAAGUUUGUUUGCCUAUGGCACAUUUAAGGAUUACAUUGCCAAUCCUGCCGAAUAUUUUGAGUUGACACCACUGCAGAAGAAGAAGUUGCAGCAUUUAAGUAUUGUUACGUUAGCCACCAAAACAAAGUGUAUUCAAUAUAACACAUUAUUGCAAGAACUGGAUAUGAAAAAUGUCAGGGAUCUUGAGGAUUUGAUAAUUGAAGCUAUUUACGCAGACAUUAUCCACGGUAAAUUGGAUCAAAAGAACAGUCUAUUAGAAAUCGAUUAUGCUCUGGGCAGGGAUAUAAGAGCCAAAGACAUAAACAUAAUUGUCAACUGCUUGGAUGAGUGGUGCUCAGCUUGUGAGGGGGUUUUAAGUUGCGUUGAAACGCAAAUUAUAAGGGCCAAUACUGAGAAAACUCGCUGUAUGACAAGGAAGGGAGAAAUAGAGCAAGAGAUUGUAAAUAUCAAAAAAACUUUAAAGACUCAAUUGCAAGAGAGGUCUGAUGGUACUGAUGAGGCCAUGGCUACGGAUAAUCGUGAGGCAGCUGCGACAGGGGAAAAAUCAAAGAAAACAACAAAAACAAAAGGUAUAAGACAUAGUGGUAAGUUUUGGUUAAAGUCGUAAUUAUUAGGAUGAGGUAAUUAAUCGUUUAAAUAUUUCCAAAAUAUUAAUAAAAUAUCAUUGUUAUGUAAUUUUGUUGGAUUUAUAUUGCUAGUUAAGCUGAUAUUUUUUAAUAUAGAUUUGUCUAGAAUUAAAUAGUUG
Brassicogethes aeneus is the source of this 976-nucleotide messenger RNA. The record is from the annotation of a GenBank genome assembly. Lineage: Eukaryota; Metazoa; Arthropoda; Insecta; Coleoptera; Nitidulidae.